Molecule: messenger RNA, 1341 nt
Organism: Stylophora pistillata
Lineage: Eukaryota; Metazoa; Cnidaria; Anthozoa; Scleractinia; Pocilloporidae
Biological process (GO): proteasome-mediated ubiquitin-dependent protein catabolic process; protein polyubiquitination
Molecular function (GO): ubiquitin protein ligase activity
Source: RefSeq, a predicted model, not a curated record
AUGGAUUGCAGUCAAAAGGAAACAAGGCAAUUGAUUUUAGGAGAAAUUCUUAGAGAAACCUUCACACCUCCUGUUUUUUUGGAUUGGUCCAGAAGAGAGAACGUCGACAGUUUCCUGAGAUUGGUAAAAUCUGGACACGAAUCGAAUGGCAGCAGCUAUGGUUCAGAAAAAGAAUUUGGGGGAAAUACGGGGGUAUCUUCAGAAAGUGAAGCUGAAAACUACGCUGAUAAAGAACCUGUUCUCAAUUUAGACCCUUCGGACGAUUACCAAAGGGAGCUGGGUUUGCUCAAAGCAGAGGCUGGAAGAGACAUCAAAAUAUUGUUUUCGACGAAAGAUGCAAAAGGGAAUCUUUCUUAUGACGCAGAUAAUGAAGUAAAUGUCAGAAUUCAGGCCUCGUCAGGAAACUUCAAGUUUAUAAAGAAGACGAUUGAAGACGAUCUGACUGUUGUGAGUUUUACUCCAGCUACUGUAGGUCCACACAGCGUAAUAAUUACAGUGAAUGGUCUGCCAUUAACUCGUAGUCCCUGGAGUGUAGAGGUGUCUCCACAUCAGUACAAAUGUGUGUUUGAUAUAACACUGAAUGUAAGAGUUCAUCCCUACAUUGCAGUUAACAAGAAAACUAACGAGAUUGCAGUCGCACAUGAUGAUUUAGUGCUAAUACUCAGUCCAGAUCAUUCAUACGUAAGGCAUUUUCGCUGGGAAAAUAAGCCACAGAUUAGAAGCAUGGACUUCACCACACAUGGCAGCUUCAUCACAAUUGUACAAGGGCUGUCCUCUCUGUCCUUGUUUGACCAAGGCGGUAAGUUUAUUAAACACAUCGGCCAAGAGUAUGUGAUGCAACCGUUCUCGGUGUCUGUUUCGCACGAUGGAAACAUAAUCGUAUGUGAUUGGGUUGACGAUUCAAUCAAGGUCCCCUCCCCUUACGGUACGAAAUUAUUACAGUCCUUCAAAGUUCCAGACUGUCAGUCUCCCCCGAUGUUUGCUGUUUAUCAUCAGGACAUGUUCUUUGUGUCCUAUUCCUUACCUUAUUGCGUUAAAAAGUUCAACAGAGACGGAGUGUUUCUGUAUGAUAUUGACGGUGAAGGAUCUGGUGACGGACAGUUGAAUAUAUCUUAUGGUCUUGCCAUUGACAAGUUUGGCAACCUGAUUAUUCGAGAUUGUGGUGAUCAAAGACUUAAGGUGUUCACAGUGGAUGGUAAAGCUAUUAGCACAAUAGACAGGAGACAGGAAAAAGACAGACAUUCGGGCUAUUUUAGAAUUUCUCGAAGUUCUUUAGUUGCUUCAUCUAAUACUGGAAACUUGUAUGUUUCUGAUUAUGGACGUGUUCUCGUUUACCAGUAG